CCGGGGACAGCCCAGCAUCCUGAGCCGCUCCUUCCCGGCGCAUCCCUGCUCCGCCUGAGGGAUCCGGCUCCUUGCACGCUCCCCUGAGAGAGAUAAAGAAGCCCGCGCACCGUCGGCGGGGAUGCCGGUGAAGCGAGCGGGCCGCCUCCCCCUCUCCGCCCGGCGCAGGACCAGCGGCUGACUGGAAGCUGGAAUGUUUCCCACUCCAGCCGAUGCCCAGCCCUGCCCGCCCUGCUCCUAGCCUGGCUUCCCAGGGGUGACAUUCCCGGUUUUCUCCUGUUCGGAGAGCAGUGCCGCCGAGCAUGCCGCAGAAAGCUCCUCUGCAGCCGAAGCCCAGGGGAGUUUUCCAGUGAGUCCAGAUCCUUAAAAGCCAGAGUUGCCCCUUCCCACCCCGGGGACAGCGAAUUUCCCUGCGCCCAGCGGGUGUCGAGGUCCCGGAGUGCGGGCUGCAGGAGGGGGCUGCCAUGGAAGAGAAUGCGUUCAGCGUGCAGCAGAUCCAGCCCAACGUCAUCUCGGUGAGGCUCUUCAAGCGCAAGGUGGGCGGCCUCGGCUUCCUGGUGAAGGAACGCGUCAGCAAACCGCCCGUCAUCAUCUCCGACCUGAUCCGGGGCGGGGCUGCUGAGCAGAGUGGCCUCAUCCAGGCUGGGGACAUCAUUCUGGCCGUCAAUGGCAGGCCCCUGGUGGACAUGAGCUAUGAGACGGCGCUGGAGAUCCUGAGAAGCAUCGCCUCCGAGACCUACGUGGUCCUCAUCCUGCGCGGCCCCGAGGGCUUCACCACUCACCUGGAGACCACUUUCGCGGGCGACGGGACGCCCAAAACCGUCCGUGUCACCAGGCCCCUGUGCCCGGCUCCCAGGGCGGUUGACUUGUCCAACCCAAGCGCUCCCAGCAAGGAGCAGCCGCCGCCAGCAGCCAUGGGAUCCCUGUGGAGCAGGGAAAUCGGGAAGGAGGUGGAGCCGAUGGUCCACGUUAACGGCGUCGUUCCCGGCGGCAAAGGGCCGGACGCCGGGAAGGGCAAGGACGGGGCUUGUGGUCACCCCUGUCUCAACGGCGGCGUGGGAGACAACGAGCUGCUCAAAGAAAUCGAGCCCGUCCUGGACCUGCUGAAGAGCAGCAGUAAGGACAGCGAUGGAGAUGCGCCCUCCAAGGUAGAGACACGGGAUAUAGAAGUCCAGGUGGACUGUUUCAGGGAAGGGGAGAACAACCCCCAGAAAGCUUCGCCGGCUCGGAUGGAGAACGAUCGCGUCCCGGGGGACCUGUGGGGGAAGAGCAACGUCCCCGUGGUCCUGAACAACCCCUACUCCGAAGCAGAGCAGCCGCCGCCAUCCGGGCGCCAGUCCCCGACCAAGAGCACCCUGAACGGGAGCCCUUCCAAAUGCCCCCGCUUCGUGAAAAUCAAGAACUGGGAGACGGGCUCUGUGCUCCACGACACCCUGCACCUCAAGACUGCCAUGGCCACGGCGUGCACCGAGCAGAUCUGCAUGGGCUCCGUGAUGACCCCCAGCCCCCACAUCCGCAAGUCCGAGGACACCAGGACCAAGGAGGAGGUGUUGCUCCUGGCCAAGGACUUCAUUGACCAGUACUACUCCUCCAUAAAGAGAUCCGGCUCCAAGGCCCACAUGGAGAGGCUGGAGGAGGUGACCAAGGAGAUUGAGGCCACUGACACCUACCAGCUGCGGGACACGGAGCUGAUCUACGGCGCCAAGCACGCCUGGAGGAACGCGGCGCGCUGCGUGGGCAGGAUCCAGUGGUCCAAGCUGCAGGUGUUCGAUGCCCGGGACUGCACCACGGCCCACGGGAUGUUCAAUUACAUCUGCAACCACAUCAAGUACGCCACCAACAAGGGCAACCUCAGGUCUGCCAUCACCAUCUUCCCGCAGCGCACGGACAGCAAGCACGACUUCCGCAUCUGGAACGCGCAGCUGAUCCGCUACGCCGGCUACAAGCAGCCCGACGGCAGCGUCCUGGGGGACCCCGCCAACGUGGAGCUCACCGAGAUCUGCAUCCAGCAAGGCUGGAAGGCUCCCUACGGGCGCUUCGAUAUCCUGCCCCUGCUCCUCCAAGCCAACGGCAACGACCCCGAGCUCUUCGAAAUCCCGCCGGAGCUCGUCCUGGAGGUGCCCAUCCGGCACCCCAAGUUUGAGUGGUUUAAGGACCUGGGCCUGAAGUGGUACGGGCUGCCAGCUGUUUCCAACAUGCUCCUGGAGAUCGGGGGCUUGGAGUUCUCCGCCUGCCCCUUCAGCGGCUGGUACAUGGGCACGGAGAUCGGCGUCCGCGACUACUGCGACAACUCCCGCUACAACAUCCUGGAGCAAGUGGCCAAGAAGAUGAACCUGGAUAUGAGGAAAACAUCCUCGCUGUGGAAGGACCAGGCCCUGGUGGAGAUCAACAUCGCUGUGCUCUACAGCUUCCAGAGCGACAAGGUGACCAUCGUGGAUCACCACUCGGCCACCGAGUCCUUCAUCAAGCACAUGGAGAACGAGUACCGGUGCCGGGGGGGCUGUCCCGCCGACUGGGUCUGGAUUGUCCCGCCCAUGUCGGGCAGCAUCACCCCCGUGUUCCACCAGGAGAUGCUCAACUACCGCCUGACGCCCUCCUUUGAGUACCAGCCGGACCCCUGGAACACCCAUGUCUGGAAAGGGGUCAAUGGGACACCCACCAAGAAGAGAGCCAUUGGCUUUAAGAAGCUGGCAAAGGCUGUGAAGUUCUCAGCCAAGCUGAUGGGCCAAGCCAUGGCCAAGAGGGUCAAGGCCACCAUCCUGUACGCCACGGAGACGGGGAAGUCCCAGGUCUAUGCAAAAACUCUGUGUGAGAUCUUCAAACACGCCUUCGAUGCCAAGGUGAUGUCCAUGGACGAGUACGACGUCGUGCACCUGGAGCACGAAACCAUGGUCCUGGUGGUCACCAGCACCUUCGGCAACGGGGACCCGCCCGAGAACGGAGAGAAAUUUGGCUGUGCAUUAAUGGAGAUGAAGAAUCCCAACUCCAACCUGGAGGAGAGGAAGAGCUACAAGGUCCGGUUCAACAGCGUCUCCUCCUACUCGGACGCACGGAAAUCCUCCAGCGAUGGCCCUGACUCCAGGGACAACUUCGAGAGCACGGGGCCCCUGGCAAACGUCAGGUUCUCCGUGUUCGGGCUGGGCUCCCGGGCCUACCCCCAUUUCUGCGCCUUCGCCCGCGCCGUGGACACGCUCCUGGAGGAGCUGGGGGGAGAGAGGAUCCUCCGCAUGGGAGAGGGGGACGAGCUCUGCGGCCAGGAGGAAUCCUUCAGGACCUGGGCCAAGAAGGUCUUCAAGGCAGCCUGUGACGUGUUCUGCGUGGGCGACGACGUCAACAUCGAGAAAGCCAACAACUCCCUCAUCAGCAACGACCGCAGCUGGAAGAGGAGCAAGUUCCGCCUGACCUACGUGGCCGAGGCGCCGGAGCUCACACAAGGACUGUACAGCAUCCACAAGAAACGCGUCUACGCAGCCCGGCUCCUCACGCGCCAGAACCUGCAGAGCCCCAAGUCCAGCCGCCUGACGAUUUUCUUGCGCCUGCACACCGACGGGCACCAGGAGCUCCAGUACCUGCCCGGGGACCACCUGGGCGUGUUCCCAGGGAACCACGAGGACCUGGUCAACGCCCUCAUCGACAGGCUUGAGGACGCCCCUCCGACCAACCAGGUGGUGAAGGUGGAGCUGCUGGAGGAGAGGAGCACGGCUCUAGGUGUCAUCAGUAACUGGACGGACGAGAACCGUAUCCCACCCUGCACCAUCUUCCAGGCCUUCAAGUACUACCUGGACAUCACCACCCCUCCCACGCCGCUGCUGCUGCAGCAGUUCGCUCUGCUGGCCACCAGUGACAAGGAGAAGAAACGUCUGCAGGUCCUUAGCAAGGGCUUGCAGGAGUACGAGGAGUGGAAGUGGUCCAAGAACCCCACGAUCGUGGAGGUGCUGGAGGAGUUCCCCUCCGUGCAGAUGCCCUCCACGCUGCUGCUCACACAGCUGCCCCUCCUGCAGCCUCGCUACUACUCCAUCAGCUCGUCCCCGGAGAUGUACCCAGGGGAGGUGCACCUCACCGUGGCCGUGGUGUCCUACCGCACCCGAGAUGGAGAGGGACCAAUCCACCACGGAGUCUGCUCCUCGUGGCUCAGUCGGAUCCAGACGGAUGAAGUGGUGCCCUGCUUUGUACGAGGUGCCCCCGGGUUCCACCUGCCCCAGGACCCGCAGGUGCCCUGCAUCCUCAUCGGCCCCGGCACCGGCAUCGCCCCUUUCCGGAGCUUCUGGCAGCAGCGGCUCUUUGACAUCCAGCACAAAGGGCUGAAGCCGUGUCCCAUGGUGCUGGUGUUCGGCUGCCGGCAGUCCAGGAUCGACCACAUCUACAAGGAGGAGACGCUCUUCGCCAAAACCCAAGGCGUCUUCAGAGAGCUGUACACGGCCUAUUCCCGGGAGCCCGACAAACCAAAGAAAUACGUGCAGGACGUGUUACAAGAGCAGCUGGCCCAGACCGUGUUCAAAGCACUGAAGGAGCAGGGAGGCCACAUCUACGUCUGCGGGGAUGUCACCAUGGCCGGGGACGUGCUGAAGGCCGUGCAGCGCAUCAUGAGGCAGCAGGGCCAGCUGUCGGCCGAGGAGGCAGGAGCCUUCCUCAGCAAGCUGCGGGAUGACAGCCGGUACCACGAGGAUAUUUUUGGAGUCACCCUGCGCACGUACGAGGUGACAAACCGCCUUAGAUCCGAGUCCAUCGCCUUCAUCGAGGAGAGCAAAAAAGACACGGAUGAGGUUUUCUGCUCCUAACUGGACCCUUCGCCCCCAGGGGAUGCCAAACCAGUCCCAGCACCUGCUGCCCCCUCCAGCUGGAGGGCACUGGGUUUUGUAUUUCACGGACACAGUGGCUCCUUUUCCACGGGGAGCUGCCCAUGGAAAGCGCUCUGUCUCUCGUCCUGUUGUUGUGUCCUGAUGAUGAUGAUGACUUUUAUUUCCUUUUCUUCCUCCUCCUCUUGCUCUUGUCCUGUGGCCAUUUCUUUUCACCUCCUUCCCCUUCCCUGGAUUUCCCCACUGGAGUUCGAUGGCUUUAUAACCUGCAGUGGCUCUUUUCAGAAUUCCACAUUUCCCCUCCUUCCCGUGAGGGCAUUUUGCAGCUGCAUGAAAUCACCACCUUUGUGAGCAUUUUGGGGUGUUCCUGGGGGUGAGCAGAGGUGGCAGGGGCUGGGCAAUGGUGAGGUCUCGUUGCUUGUCCAGAGCUGGGGAUUGUUCCUGCCGGGCUCCCUCUUUCCCCAGCUCGGGGCUUGGCUGAAUCCUUGUGUUUUCAUGGCUUUCCUUUGGAUUUGGACAAACCUGGGCAUACGGCCGAGGCUGGGGGCAGGUGAUGUGCAAUUCCCUUGUGCCCAUGGAUUUUACUCCUCCCCGAGCAGCCUGGGUACAGCCGUGUGUUUCUUGAUCUGAUUUUUGUGUCACGAUUCCUCCUAGACGGGCCCUGCGCUUCGUCUCUCUUUUCCUGCUCUCUUUCCCUGUUCCCUGUGAGCCUCUCCUUUUGCUCAAUCCCAACUUUUGCUGGCGUGGAAGUUCUCCCACAAGCUCUGAACGCACAGGCUGAUGUGCAGGCCAAGGAGAGGCUCCUGGCAGUGACGUCUCCAGAGGGUUUUCCAGGGAAUAUCUGAUCUGCACCCACGAUGCUGGCGGGACACGCUGAGGGCCUGGCUGCACCCAGAGCUUUGCAUGCUCUGAUCCCUCUCCCAGGUGAGCCUGGAAAGCCACGAGGGCGGGACAGAAGCAGCUCCCAGCUGCCAGAGGCCCCAAAGGCAGCCCUUGGAGGAGGGUGGAGGCUCCAGGUGCUUGGUGAGGAUGUGCCAACGGAGGAAUCGUGAGAUCCCAUCAGCUCUUAGCACGUCUCACGAGCACUUCUGGGACAGCAGACCCCAGCCCUGUGCAGGUUUUGGUGAGCAGAAAGUGCCACCAUGGAGCCACCUGCCCGCCAAGAGACACGUGUGGCACGUUGGGGGUGAGCCAGGCCCCUCUGUGCCACCUGCCAGCGCCAUCAGCUGUCCCGGCCAGGACACGUCGUGUGAGAAGGGAGGUGAGAUCAGCUGCCAAGGUGCUGGGCUCCGACACGCUCACACCUCGGCCCUGCUGCAAGAACCCGGCCCCAAAAGCAAUUUGUUAACACAACACAACCACGGAAAGGUUGGAGAAAACAGAAAGCCUCUAACAGAGAAAAGCUGUCUGCAAGGGAAAGCAAACGUGACCUUGUGUGUCCUUCCUCCUGCUGCGCCCUGGAGGAUCACAGAACAUUCUGAACUGGACCCACAAGGACCAAGGCCAGCUCCUGAGUGAAUGGCUCACCCAGGGAUUGAACCUCGGCGGUUUUAGCACCCGGCUCUGCCCAGCUGAGCCAGUCCCAGGUUUGUCCUCCCUCACUGCCAUCACAGCACAGCAGGACACGGCUGCAGCUCCUGCUGGAGGCAGGGACACAGGGUUGGCAUCCUGAGGUGGCAGCUGCUGAUCCUGCGUGGAUCCUGGGUGGAGCUGAGCACCAGAACCGGUGACAGGGAUUGUCCAGGGGCUGAGAUCACCUGCCCUGAGCUAAAGGCAGCACAGGAAGAGCUGCAGGAGGUCUGCUGCUCCCCCAGGCCAGGGAACAAGCCCUGCUGGCUCCUCUGUCUCAGGCUCUGCUGUUGUUGCCACCCUCAGCCAGGAUCUCCUGCCCUCUCCUGCCACAUCUCCGUGGGCUGUGACACCUUCUGCAACUCCCUGAAUCCCCGAAGCAUCUCCGGCCCGAAAUCCGGGAGCAAAAGGGCUCCAGGCACCGGGGGAGUUUGAGACGCAGGUCUGCCGGCGCCAGCUGAGCAUCCAACGCGGGCUAAAACGAAUCAAUGCUGCCGCAGUGUGGCCGGAGCUGCGCUCGCUGGGCUGGCAGGGCUGGCACACACGGCCGGCUGCGUGCCACCGCCUCGGGACCCGGUGACCUGCGGGGGAAAAGCUGCAGAGCACGGGGGAAAGAUCUGUGGGUGGUGCCCCAAUCGCAGGGCGGGCAGUGGGAUGGGGGAGCUGGGUCCCUUGGCUCGGGAUGAGUGAGUUUGGGAGAGGUCCUGUGCGGGAGGGAACUCGCUGGCUGCAGAGCUGGGGACGCGCAGCAAGCUCCGUCCGACCCCCGUCCUGCGGCGGCAGAAAGAAAGCUAAAAUCAGAGAGAAAAGCAGACUCAUCCUCUUCUCCUGUGAAAAUCUGGCUCCAGCUUUGUGCUCUGGUCCUCCUUUAGAAGAAGGGGCGAUGCAAUCUGACCAGGAGAAGGAGGAGGUAAUGCCCCAGAAACCAUCUCUUUGUGCUCUUCCCGGCUCACGCCCUGGUGCUGGCAAGUUUUCCCCUCCUGUCCUGCCUCCUGCCUGCUCUGCUGUGCCAUCUCCCGUCUGGAGCCCGCGCCCGAGCUGGAUUAUCCUGCUUUUGGUGCAUCCCAGAGCCGAGCCGCAGCAGGGGAGGGGAGGGGAGGGAAGCGCAGCCCUCUGCCGGGGGUCUGCAGAGGGAGGUGCUGGGUUAAGGCUCCUGGCCUGGAGCACAAAUCCCCUCGCUGCCGUGAAGGUCCAUGAAGUUAAAGACCCCCAGGGCUCCGAGCUGCCUCUGCUCCCGCUGGCUGCUCACAAGCUGCACCGCUGGGCGUUUUGAUUCACUGUUUGCUGUUGAGUCAGUCUCAGACGUCUGAACCGCUCCCCUUCAUCCCCUCCACCUGCAGGGGCUUCGCACUCCCCUCGAGCCUCAUUUUCUCCCAUAGCAACAGGGGAAAGAAACUUGUGGAUGUGGUUUAUGAUUCCCGAAACGCGGCUCUGCCAGCCUGGCCUCUGCUCGUCUCGCUGUGGCAUCUCUGACGUGCGGGUGCAGCCACAAAAUCUCUGCUGCAGACACAGAGUGAGGUGGGGGCUGCCCCAGCCCUGGGGGCUCACAGGCAGGGGGGCUGUGCCUCUGGGGCACUCGGGUCACACAGCUGUCCCCCCUGCUGCCCUGCCCCUCCUGCGCUGCUCCUGCGGGACACCCGGCCUGGCCGGUGCCCCAGUCGCUCCCAGGAGGAUCUCCACCACCACCACCACCCCAGUUUUGAGCAGCUCUGCUCCUCGUCACUCUCCAGGUGUUAAAAGAGACUCUUCUCUGAACGGGGGGUUUGAUUUUCGAGACACUACGAAAUAGGGUGGUUUUUUUGCAAAGAUCUGACUUCCUAAGUCUUCGAAGCGUCCGCGGAGAGUCAUUGUAUGGAUCUGAAAACCCAGGGAGAACGGUUCCGUGUUUUCCCAACCUGCUGUGCACACCAGCAGGGAAAAACCACUCAGUGCCUGGGCAUCCAGUGCCGUGGUGUUGGUGAUUCCCGAGGUUGCAUCUCCUGGGAAGGGCUGCCUGGGAGUUUGUUGCUCUGUUUCUCAGAGACAACGGCAAAACAAUGAGACAACGGCAAAACAAUGAGACAACGGCAAAACAAUGAGAUAACGGCAAAACAAUGAGAUAACGGCAAAACAAUGGGACAUCUGCCACCAGCAGUGGCCUCACGGAGCUGUCACCUCCACAUGGUGGCCUGAGCUCAUGGCUGGAGAGGAGCUGAGCCUGUCACACCCAAACUGGCCAGAGAAUGGGAUGUGACUCCGGGCUGUCCAUGCUCCCUGUCCCCUCCGUGCCCCUGUGUCCCCAGGGGACAGCAGGGACUCUGCUCACACCCUGGGCACAGGGGUCUGGGCUGUGUGUGCAUGGCCAGCAGCCGUGCAGCAGUGUCCUGUGCCAGCAGCCCUGCAGCAGUGUCCUGUGCCAGCAGCCCUGCAGCAGUGUCCUGUGCCAGCAGCAGUGCUGCAGCAGUGUCCUGUGCCAGCAGCAGCCAUGCAGCAAUGUCCUGUGCCAGCAGCCCUGCAGCAAUGUCCUGUGCCAGCAGCAGUGCAGCAGUGUCCUGUGCCAGCAGCAGCCGUGCAGCAGUGUCCUGGGCCAGCAGUCCUGCAACAGUGUCCUGUGCCAGCAGUCCUGCAGCAGUGUCCUGGGCCAGCAGCAGUGCAGCAGUGCAGCAGUGUCCUGUGCCAGCAGCCCUGCAGCAGUGUCCUGUGCCAGCAGUGGUGCAGCACUGUCCUGUGCCAGCAGCAGCCGUGCAGCAGUGUCCUGUGCCAGCAGCAGCCCUGCAGCAGUGUCCUGUGCCAGCAGCAGCCGUGCAGCAGUCUUCUGUGCCAGCAGUGCAGCAGUGUCCUGUGCCAGCAGCAGCCCUGCAGGAGUGUCCUGGGCCAGCAGCAGCCGUGCAGC
This is a messenger RNA of Hirundo rustica (Barn swallow), 9237 nucleotides long. RefSeq names its product nitric oxide synthase 1 (gene NOS1). The record is from RefSeq and is a predicted model, not a curated record. Gene Ontology annotation, molecular function: nitric-oxide synthase activity; calmodulin binding; heme binding. The transcript is spliced from 29 exons. Lineage: Eukaryota; Metazoa; Chordata; Aves; Passeriformes; Hirundinidae. The coding region runs from base 465 to 4778 and encodes 1437 amino acids. Gene Ontology annotation, biological process: nitric oxide biosynthetic process.